Chlamydomonas reinhardtii is the source of this 4510-nucleotide messenger RNA. RefSeq lists its product as uncharacterized. Lineage: Eukaryota; Viridiplantae; Chlorophyta; Chlorophyceae; Chlamydomonadales; Chlamydomonadaceae. The transcript is spliced from 19 exons. Gene Ontology annotation, biological process: monoatomic ion transport. The record is from RefSeq and is a predicted model, not a curated record. Bases 135 to 3674 code for a protein of 1179 amino acids.
CUAAACCUGCAAAGCAAACGAGUUGGUGACAGCACUGCGUGUUGAGUGGUCUGCCUCCUGUCGACCUCGCGCCCGCAGCGCUUUCACUCUUCAAAGAAAUGCCAGUAGUCUAAGAACUGCGACAAGCCAGAACAAUGCAACAGAUUCCCCGCGUGAAGCCGCCCCCCGGCCAACCGUGCGCUGGCAGCACGCACAUGCUUGCGGGGGCAUCGGCGCUGCUACCAGGCACGCCUGCGGUACGCUCGCGCCUGGUUGCACGCCAAGGAGCUCGUCGUGGCUCUCCUACGCGGCCGUAUGACCUGGGAUGCUCGUGGAGCCCAACGCCUACGCCCGAUCCGCGCGCCGCCCAACUACAGCAGCUCCGGCUCGGCCUCCAACCUGGUGCUCAGCGGCUGCGGGUACGGACGCUGUCCUCCUCUGCCGAUGGACCCAACAGUCCAGCCCACAGCAACGACACCAGCACCAGCAACGGCAACGGCACCACCAGCACCACCAGCACCAGCAACGGCCCCUGGGAGGUUGACGACAGCCCUGUGACCGACGCCAUCUCGGCACUCAACGCGCAGCGGGCGGCCUCCAGCGCAGCGGCCGCGGCCGCAGUCAACGCGACCGUGGUGGGCAGCUGGGCAUCGGUAGUGCCGGCGGGGGCGCGGCCGGUGCCACAGGUGGCUUGGAGCCAGGCCACAAACGGCAUCAACAGCGUACGGGGCCGGCCCCACUCUCUGCGGGAGGCCUGGCGGGCAUGGCUGGCACGCAUCGCGCAGCUCAUUCAGUAUCGGCUCAUGAUGAUCUUUCGGAUGCCCACGUGGGGCAAGAUGCUAUCGCUCAUCAUCGUGGGCCUGCCGAUCGUGUUGGUGGGGUCGGUGCUGCUGCGACAGGCCACCAACCUGUCCUGGUAUGAGGCGAUGCAGUACGCCUUCUACGUGCUGCAGAGUGUGCCGGGCAUGGACAUCACGCGCUUCGACCAGGUGCAGGCGCGGGUGGUGCUGAUCGUGAUCCACCUAAUGAGCCUCUACACCUUCGCCACCAUGGUGGGGCUGCUGACGGAGGACGUGCGCCUCACGGUGGAGGAGAUACGCAGUGGCAACUUCCCCAUCCCCGCAAAUGACCACACGGUGCUGCUGGACCCCACCGACGACCCGCAACACCUCAUAGCCGUGCUCAAGCAGGUGCUGGCGGCGCGUGAGUCGCGGGGACAGGGCGUGUACGCGGGCUGCGUGGCGGUGCUUAGCACGCAACCGAAGGAUGAGCUGGACAAACUUAUUGCGGACUCGCUGCCCCAGCGAGCGGCCAGCAUCAUCGUGACGCGACACGGCAGCUCCAUGAAGGUUACGGACCUGGAGCGAGUGGCUGCCGGCGCCGCGCGCACCGUGCUGCUGCUGUCGCCCAGCCGCCCGGUGGGAGCGCUCACGCCCACCAUGCAGCAGGAGCUCAGCCUCACAGCGCUGCGCUCGCUGCAGCCCCAGCCGCCGCCGCUCACGUCCGCAGCGGACAUCCACCAGGCAGCGGCUCAGAUGGCGGCGGGCCGCGCGGGCCGAGAGGACUCCGACACGGCCUGGAGCAGCAACAGCCACACCAGCAGUAGCCACGCUAGCAGCAGCAGUAGCAGCCAUGCGGGAGAGGACGAUGGCAUGUGGCGGUGGCUGUUCGGUGCGCCGGGUGACAGCAUUGAUGAACCCGAGCUGCAGCCGGCGCAGCGGCGGCGGCGACAGCGGCGGCGGCGGCCGCACCGGCAGCAGCGGGUGGUGGUGGAGACUAUCGCGGCGGAGGGGCGUGCGGGUGCGGCGGCGUGCCAGGUGGUGGACAGCGACUCCGACCUCGAACCUCUGCAGGUGACGUACGUGUCCAGCGCCUCCAGCGCCUAUCGCGUGGUGGUGCAGUGCGCCGUGCAGCCUGGCCUGGCCGCCGUGUUCGACACCGUGUUCUGCCGCGAGCAGGACGCCAGCCUGCACAUUACGCCGCUGCCGCUGCACCUGGCGGGCCGUACCUUCGCCGACGCGCGCAGGCAGUUCCGCUUCGCCACGCUGUGCGGCAUUGUGCCAUGCGGCGCUGGAAGCAGCGGCGACGCCGGCGACGCCUCAGACUCCGCGGGCGCCAGCUCAACAGACAGCGAGAGCGAGGCCGCCGCCACAACUCGUGGCGCAGCGGCCAGCGGUCCAGCAACCGCAGCAGCAGCCGCUUCCGCUGCAGCCUCCAGCCCCGCUGGAUACACCGCGCCCUUCAACUUCAACCUCAGGAACGUGCUAGGCCUCCCUAGCAAUGGCGCCAACAGCAGCAGUAACAACAACAGCAGCAGUACAUCGGGCUACCAAGACGGCGGCGGCGGCGGCCGGAGCGGGCUGGUGAUGUUCGCGCCGCCUGACGACCGGGUGCUGCGGCGGCACGACCAGCUGGUGCUGCUGGGCAACAAGCAGAAGGACUGCUUCGCCUCGCUGCUGAACCACCUGCCGCCUCAGCUGCCGGAGCUGACCGCCCCCUACGACGGCCGCCGGGCCAUGCCGCGCAACAUCGUGCUGCUGGAACACAGCAGCAGACUUGAGAAAUCCAUGAUGGCGGCUCUGGAUGAGUUCUGUGCGCCCGGGUGUCAGGUCACUAUCGUGUCGCCGGAGCCCUGCUCGGGCCUCCCCGAGGGGCCCACGCCCCACGCUGACCUGCGCUUCCGGAACGAGGUGGGCGACCCCAUGUCCCCGGAGGUGCUGCUGCGUGCGGACGUGUUGGCAGCCGACGCCGUCAUCAUCAGCGGCGGCUACCAGCUGCCUGAGAUCGAGAGCGACGCCUUGGUAAUGGGCACAGCGCUGGUGCUGCAGCGCCUGCUGGCAAACCCUUCAGACAGCAGCAGUAGUGGCCACAGCGCGGAGGCGGCGGCGGUUGGUGCAGGGAUGAGCAGGGGCUGGCAGCCGUGGCGGCGCGCUCGCCAGCUGCCCAACAAGCCGCUGACGUUCGUGUGCACGCUGCACGACCCGCAAAACCGCAGCGUGCUGCAGCACAUCGCCGCCACGGCGUGCCGCACAGCCAUAGCCACGGUGGCCGCAGCUGUUAGCGCCUACCGCCCGCCGCCCGCUGCGGCAGCGGCGCCGGCUGCUGCUGCUGCUGCCACAGCCACGCCCCACUUCCCCGCGUCUUCCUUCUCCUCGUCGGUCCACGGGGAGCCAACCUUUAGCGUUGACCACCCUUCCGCCGGCUACUCCGUGCAGCCGCCCCUGGGUGGCGCCGGUGCCAGCAGCAGUAGCAGCGGCACCGACAGUGAGGACGGCGGUGAUUACGGCUACACGAGCAGCAGCGACGGAAACAGCAGCAGCAGCGUGCAGGGCGGCUGGGAGGCGAUGGGCGCGGCGGCUCGCGGCAUGACAAUUGAGAUUGUGGAGCCGGGGGCGCUGAUCAGCGGCAUGCUGGCGCAGGUGGGCGCCGACCCCCGGCUGGUGAGCGGGCUGGAGGACCUGCUGGACGAGCAGGGCUGCGAGGUGUACAUCAAGAGGCCCGACCGGUACGGCCUCAAGCCGCUGGACAGGUUCACGUGGAGCCAGGUGUGCGAGGUGGUGCGCUGCGCUCCCGGCGGCGACGUGGCUCUCGGUUACAUGCACCGCGGCCACCUGCACCUGGCGCCGCCGGCCGACACGCAGCUGGUGCUCGUGGCGGGAGACAAACUGGUGGUGCUGUCAGAGGGCUUCCUGUGACGAGUGUGUGUCUGUGUGCAGCGGGACACGCCACGCACAAUGAUCGCGAGGGUAUUUAGCCCAGCCCGUUGUGAUGUGCUGGGCGGGUGACAGGUUGGGUGACAGGAAGGGGCUGGUAGCUGUAGUGAAAUACCGGCAUGGUAUUUUGCAUACGUGCAUGCGAAGGUUGCAUACCGUAUGGUCAACCAGCAGAAUGUUUGAGAUUCAUGAAUCAUGAUCUGAAGUCAGGAUCCAGUGGCUUUUGGCGCGAAUGCGAUGUGCAACAGCCAGGGGUGCCCCUGGCAAGUGGCAAAAGCACUGAUAGCGCUCAGCCUUGAAGGAAUGAAGGCUGGCUGAAGCCGGCCCUGGCGCAGGCCGCCCCUUCGGCCCUUCCCUCCAUUUCCCUCCCGCCAGGGGUGCCUCCCGCCACCAGCCACCGACGAUGCUUCUAACGAUUAUAAAGCGAAACCGAGAAAGCCGAGGGCGGAAUGCAAAGCGCGGUUUGCCUUGCCUCAGCAAAGCAUGGGGCAAUUCCAGAAGGGCAAGCAAGGCGGUGUGCGUUGGUGGACGAAGGCGGAAGCACAGAGCCGGGGUGUGGGGCGGGUGGCGUCUGUGACUGGGCGGAGUUUGGUGAGGGUGUGCGAUGGGACAGGGAUAAGGCAGAUUGGUGAGUUCCAGGGUGCAGCUGAUUCCCAGACCCCAGCACAUGGCAAACAAUUUGCGACGGCAGUGCAGGAGCGCACGGCUGGUCGAACGCCUGCCGGAGUUUGGUGAGGGCCCGGAUCUUAGCAUCCGCGCCUACGCCUCCCGCGUGUCAGCGCUUGUGUCAAGUGCCAACACACCAAGACAUUCACGCU